UCCAGCGCCCGCCCCCCUCCAGGCCCGCCCUCCCGCCCUCGUCCCAAAGUGGAUUAAUUAUACGCUUUCUGUUUCUCCUGCCGCUGUUCUCUCCCGCUGUGAGCCUGCCCGCCUCUCGCUGUCCCCUCUCCCUCUCGCCCUCUCUUCGGCCCCCCCCCUUUCACGUUCACUCUGUCUCUCUCACUAUCUCUGCCCCCCUCUGUCCUGCAUACAACAGCUGACCUCAUUUCCCGAUACCCUUUCCCCCCCCAAAACACAACAUCUGGCCCGCCCCAGCCCGCAGACAGCCCGUCCUCCCCAAACAAUCAGACGAGUCUCGCCCCCCCCCCAAAAAAAGCCAUCCCCCCGUUCUGCCCCGUCGCAUUUCGGCCCCCGCGACUCGGCCAGAGCGGCGCUGGCAGAGGAGUGCCCGGCAGGAGGGCCAACGCCCGCUGUUCGGUUCGCAAUACGCAGCAGGGAGGUGGGCGGCAGCGGUGUCGGCUCCCAGAUUCCAAUGGAGCUUCCGGUGGGGAAGUCGGUGCUGGUGCUGUUGACCUUCUUGGCUCUGGCCUCGUGCUGCUUUGCUGCUUACCGCCCCAGUGAGACCCUGUGUGGCGGGGAGCUGGUGGACACCCUCCAGUUCGUCUGUGGGGACCGCGGCUUUUACUUCAGCAGGCCAGCCAGCCGGGCGAGCCGCCGCAGCCGGGGCAUCCGAGGCAUCGUGGAAGAGUGCUGUUUCCGCAGCUGUGACCUGGCGCUCCUGGAGACCUACUGCGCCACCCCCGCCAAGUCCGAGAGGGACGUGUCGGCCCUUCCGACCGUGCUUCCGGACAACUUCCCCAGAUACCCCGUGGGCAAGUUUUUCCACUACGGCGCCUGGAUGCAGUCCGCCCAACGCCUGCGCAGGGGCCUGCCUGCCCUCCUGCGUGUCCGCCGGGGCCGAGUGCUGGCCAGGGAGCUGGAAGCCCUCAGGGAGGCCAAGCGUCACCGGCCCCUGAUCGCCCUGGCCACCCACGACCCAGCUGCCCGCGGGGGUGCCUCUCCAGAGGUGUCCAGCAAUCAGAAGUGAGCCAAACGGUCGUGAUUCUGCGUAAUGGCCCCCGCUCUUCCUGCAGCCCCCUCCACCGGCGGCCUCACCACCAGGCCCUCUGAAGCCUCUGCGUCGUCCCCUGCCCGGCGCGCCCCCUGCCCCGCCCCCGUGCCCCGACCUCCCCACGUCAGGCUGCUCUGCUCGGCCCCUCCACCGGCCGAGAGUCGCGUCCCAACAGCUUCCAAAAUGCGCAAAACCAAUUGGCUGUAAACACCCCCAAAUUAUU
This is a messenger RNA of Phyllostomus discolor (pale spear-nosed bat), 1295 nucleotides long. It is a transcript of the gene IGF2, whose product is annotated as insulin like growth factor 2. Gene Ontology annotation, molecular function: hormone activity; growth factor activity. The transcript is spliced from 4 exons. Gene Ontology annotation, cellular component: extracellular region. Lineage: Eukaryota; Metazoa; Chordata; Mammalia; Chiroptera; Phyllostomidae. The record is from RefSeq and is a predicted model, not a curated record. The coding region runs from base 494 to 1048 and encodes 184 amino acids.